Beta vulgaris subsp. vulgaris (sugar beet) is the source of this 1611-nucleotide messenger RNA. Its product is annotated as rhomboid-like protein 20. Gene Ontology annotation, molecular function: protein binding; serine-type endopeptidase activity. Lineage: Eukaryota; Viridiplantae; Streptophyta; Magnoliopsida; Caryophyllales; Amaranthaceae. Bases 253 to 1131 code for a protein of 292 amino acids. The record is from RefSeq and is a predicted model, not a curated record. Gene Ontology annotation, cellular component: membrane. The transcript is spliced from 8 exons.
AACCAAAACCAAAACCAAAACCAAAACCAAACAAGACCAAUAUGAUUUGAUUUGCCCUCUUUCUAGUUACUUCUCGUCAAGGUUGGGUAAUUCUAAUUUCUAAGUUUCCAACUCCUAACAUUCACCAAACCUCUGUUAGAGUUUGUUUCUGCGGGAGAAAAAUCCACAAGAACAACACAAGGGUAAGCCUUCAACGUAAGAAGAGAGAGAAAAGAGUAGAAGGAAAUCAUUAGUCGUUGCUCGAAGUUGAAGAUGAACGGCGGACCAUCUGGAUUCAAUAAUGCCCCUUUAACUAGAGCUAUAAUUAUUGCUUCUGCCCUUUUUACCGUUUUCUUUGGACUUCAAGGUCGUUCUAACAAGCUUGGAUUUUCAUAUCUGGAUGUUUUCCAAAAGCCUCAGCUAUGGAAGUUCAUUGUGUCAACCUAUGCAUUUACAUCGACACCAGAAAUGAUGUUUGGACUCUAUCUUCUGUACUAUUUCCGGGUAUUUGAAAGACAAAUAGGAUCAAAUAAGUACUCGGUGUUCACUUUAUUUUCUUUGACAGUUUCAUUCUUCCUAGGCAGUGUUAUGUUAGCCCUGCUUAAAGAUCCCAGCGCCUUGAUCACAGCUGGACCGUAUGGCUUAAUCUUUUCUUCGUUUGUACCGUUCUUUUUUGAUAUUCCUGUGUCAACACGAUUCCGUGUAUUUGGUUUUCACUUCUCUGACAAGUCUUUCAUAUACCUAGCUGGUCUUCAGCUGUUUCUAUCAUCUUGGAAAAGAUCCAUUUUGCCCGGGAUAUGUGGCAUCAUCGCUGGCUCCUUGUACCGCAUGAACAUCUUUUACAUCCGCAGAGCGAAGUUGCCUGAAUUUAUUGCCUCAUUGUUUUCACGGUUAUCUUGGCCAUCUACGGGGAGCCCACCAUCUGCAACUGGGAUCAGGAGUGUACCGAAUACUUCAGCUCCUUAUGCAGGGCGACAAGUGGAGAGAAACUACCCGGCUCCGCUAGUUAAUUCUGUGGAACCAACAGAAGACUCUAUUCAAAUGCUAGUAUCUAUGGGAUUUGACCAGGAUUCUGCCAGACAAGCGCUUGUACAAGCUAGAAACGAUGUCAAUGUUGCCACAAAUAUCCUUCUCGAAGCACAAUCCCAUUGAAUUAGUUGAGUUGUGCUUAUUUUGGAAUCUGAAGGUGCAGUUUCUAUGGUAUAUCGGCUCUUGCUCGUUGCUAAAGUAGCCGAAGUUCCAUAAACAUCAAAAAAGAGAAAUGCAAACGUUGCCCGCUUCGCUUCCGUGAUUUAUGGGUUUCCUUGUAACAAACCUAGAAAUCUUUGACAUAUAAUUCUUCUUUGUUUCCCAUUUUCCCUUGAAUGGGAGACUUUCAGUUAGUAACAAUGCAUAUAAGCUGACAAACUUUUUGACUUUAGAAGUCUGUGCAAUUUACUUGCAGCAUGUUAGGAGAUAACUCCCGUGUAAAUUUUUCGUUCCAGGAACGUAGCAAUGUAAUCUACAUAUUUUUAUCUGCCUUUCACUCUCUUCUUAUAUAAUGACAUUCAUGAGCUUCGUUAACUCAUAGUAAUGCUUUUGCUCUUUUUUGUAAUGGAACUAUUCAAAUAAGCAAGUAUGAGCUUUUGUGAA